Molecule: messenger RNA, 3199 nt
Organism: Orbicella faveolata
Lineage: Eukaryota; Metazoa; Cnidaria; Anthozoa; Scleractinia; Merulinidae
Product: E3 ubiquitin-protein ligase TRIM71-like
Source: RefSeq, a predicted model, not a curated record
AGUGAGUGAGUGAGUGAGACAUUUGCAUAUCGGAGCCCCCACAACAAACACGUUCCUACGCUUCGCGUAUCCACGAGUUUAAAAAAACAAUCUGAUUGCUACUUAAAAUAGAAUGCGAACGUUAAGCUAAGUUUCUCGGAAUCACAAACAAUAGAUGGGUGUGUAGUGAUUUCAGUCUCAGUGAACUACACUUUACGAUGGAGGAGCUCCUUAAAAACCUCAAAGAACAUGUUACAUGUUCGAUUUGUCUAGAUUCUUACACCGAGCCCAAGACCAUAGACUGUCUUCACACAUUCUGCUGUGAAUGCUUGGAGAAACAUGCAUUAACCAGCCAAAGACAAGGGUUCUAUCGCUGUCCCGAGUGCCAGGCGCGAGUUGGCAUCCCCGAAGGAAAACGUUUUGAUCGUCUGCCGAGCAGUUUUCUGCACAACAGUCUGUUGAGUCUUCUUGCUGUUCGAAGAAGUCAUGAUGGAAAUGAGAUCGGUUGCAGUUUUUGUCAGAAAAAGAGCGCUGAAAUCAACUAUUGUUUUGAUUGCGAGAAAUUUUUGUGCCCGGACUGUAUAAAAGCACACGAUCUGUCAGUCAGAACUGCUGCGUUUGAGGGACACAAAGUCACGCCGGUCAGACAGUUCCAACCCGAAGACUAUGAGGUUUUGCUAAAGCGGCAGUCAUUUUGUUCGCAGAAGUACCACGAGCGAGAAGUAACGAGGUUUUUCUGCCUUCAUGAUCAAUGUCAAAUCUAUGUUUGCCAUGUUUCCAUCGUCACGGAUCAUAAAAGCCACGAUAUUGUUCCACUCGAAAAGACAGCCGAUGACGAAAAAGCCAACACUGUCACCGAAGCCGAGCGGAUGAGAGAAAAAAUACAGGCUUGCAGCGACCUUAUUCGUCAAUUUGAAACGACGGAGGCUGAGUUGGAAACUAACAUUACGAUCGCUAAACGUCAAGUUUCCGAAACAGCGGAACGAAUGGUCGCGAAGAUUCGAGAACGUGAACGCGAAGUCAUUGCCCUCCUCGAGGAAACACGCGUGUUACGGAUCGAGAAAUUGCACUCUGCAAAGGAACUAGUGUUGUCUUUGGAAAAGCAAAGGAAACAAGCAGUUGAGUUUACUAACAACCUUGUACAAAGAAGCUCAAGUUCAGACAUUAUGCAAAGUAAGAAGAAUUUGGAACAGCGAUUUAAAGUGCUUGCUGAAGCGAAAGUACCUCCACUUCCGGUUAGUUCAUUUGUGAAAUUUGUUCCUACAUCAGACAGUUUGAAGCUGGGCUUCACGGUAUUCAAUGACAUAGAUGUCCAUCGAUCAACAGUGGAAGGACUGAGUCAAAAUUUCCAGGCUGGAAAAGUAGCAGAGUUGUCUAUUAGCCCUAAAACAAGCGAAGGAGAGAUCAGUAACAACGAACAAGAUCAAGUUGAAGUACUCGUGGAGCCCGCUGACCAGGUGGCCACCUUGACCAUUUGUAAACAACAAGACAGAAAAUUCCAAGUAAAGUUUGUAGCAAAUGUUCCACAGACUUACAACGUCACAGUCAAGAUAAAUGGCAAGUCACUUGCUAACGGUCCUUUCUCCAUCAGGGUGAAAGAACGAAGGUUUGACGUUGUCGGCGGGUUAAAAUUAAACACUGGUAAAGUUGCUCUGAAGCCACGCGGGAUUGCAGCAAAUAGUAAAGGGCUUAUUGCUGUAGUAGACCGCAAAUCACAUUCCAUCUUCAUAUUCGAUAAAGAAGGAAAGCAUCUUGGAAAUGUGGGCGGCCAUGGACACAACGCUGGCCAACUUCAGGACCCAGCUGACGUCACAUUCCUAAAUGACGACGAGAUUCUCGUGGCAGAUGAAUUAAAUCACCGAAUACAGCAGUUUAAUGUACAGUCAGGGGAAUUUGUGAAAAGCUUUGGAAAGAAAGGGACAGGAGACGGAGAGUUUAAGAAUCCGAGCAGUGUGUGUAUGGAUAAUAAAGGACACGUUGUCGUAACUGAGCAUGUCAACAAUAGAAUUCAGGUUUUGACAAAGGAUGGUAUACCUGUUUUCAAAUUUGGAAAUAGGGAGCCAACACUGAACCGGCCUAGCGGAUGCGUUUGUCACAAGAACAUGUUCAUUGUAUCCGACUGGGGCAACCACUGUUUGAAAGUUUAUGACGGUUCUGGGAGAUUUUUGCACAAGAUUGGAAAAGAAGGCGAGGCAGAUGGGCAGUUAAAAACGCCUGUGGGGUUGUGCGUGGACAAAUAUGGCAAUAUUCUUGUGUGUGAUAGAGGCAAUAACCGAAUUCAGCAGUUUACAAUUGAAGGUGGUUUUACUGGCAAACAUGUCGUUAACAGACCAUGGGGAGUAACACUGACACCAGAUGGUGGCAUUUUGUUUUCUGAAUCCUUGACGAGUAGAGUACUCAUAAUGAAAUAGUUAACACAGAAAAGAUGAAAGAAACGUUAAAAGGAACUUUUAUCUUGGAAGCACCUUGAGUUAGUGACUUCAAAUUUUGUGAGUUAAUUGGAAAGAUUAUACCGCACAAAAUAAGUUACCUGACCGUCAGUGAAUUCCGUUAAGUUGUUAGUCGUUUAUCAGAGUGUUUCCUGAUUGUUUUAAUUGUAAUCAUUGUAGCUAGAUGUUAACAGAUAAAGAGCCACCUAGUGGAUAUACUGUUGAUAAAAUCAUCAUUUUAAAACUUUUUUGGGGUAAUUAUAAUGACCCGCAUGUUCAUUCUCAGACUAGCUUCGGACUGGUUAAAAUGACAGAAGGGUUGUACUGCAAAAAAUGAGUAAUUAUAAGCAAAAAUGUAUUCUCUUGCCAUAGUGUUAGUUCUGCAUGUAUGUUACGAUAGAAAAUGGGAUUAUUCAGUUUGAUUUUGUUUGCUUGCUUUCGUUAUUUUAUUUUUUUUUUAAAUACAAAAAGCCAACGUAGAAAUUUAAUAUCCUAUUAAGAGACAGGUUCACUUUCAGUUCAGUAGCCAUGUAUGGCUAGUGCGUGUUUGAUAUUUUCCUGAGGUAACUGGUAUUUGAUCAAAACUGUAAUAAGCGUUGAAGUAUUGUUGCAAUCUGCGUUAGCCCUUGUCAAACCCCUACCUAUCUGUAUUUCAUGUUGUUAACGGAAAAUCCUAUUGUUUCGUAGAGACAGGAUUCGUGUUUUCUGCUAUAAAUAGAGGUGCCUUGUAUGUUAUCACUUGGUUGCAUUUGGUUUAGACACAAUAAUCAAAAUCGACUGUUGGACCCAAG